AUGGCCACCAAAGACGCAGCGCAUAGGGCUCGAACCCGGCCUCUGAACAUAGUGGAUGCUCAAGCAGAUCGGCCGAACCGUGACCCUGCCUUUCCGUUGUCGUCUCCCCCGAUCGAAAACGUUACAGCACUGAAACCCAGCACAGGCCCCGGCAGCCUCGUAUCCAAAAACCCCUUCUUUCCAUCUAACCCUUUCGCCUCGAGCUCCUCCGACGACGACAGUGGAGGUUCCAGCGGCCAAGAUGAGUUUCAUCUGGAGAGAUAUAGUCAAGAUGCGAAGAGUGUGGCGCAGACACCGCAAUCCCGCCGCCAACGGUCACUUCGACGACCACCGAAAAGAUCAGAUCGAAAGCCACGGCCGGGACUGAACAUUGUCACUAACUUCUCGACUCAAUCGACAAGGUCGCAGACAGACGGACUGGUGAUCGAAAAGGUACAUGCUCAAAGACCCCAGCUAGGACCGCGCUAUGCUACGUCGGUUGUGUCAGCGAAAGCGGAACACGUGGGCCACUCGGGGACAGAGACGAUCCUUGGCCACGGCAAUCUCGUCGACGCAGUUGUAGGACACAAAUACAUCUCAGACGGACCACAGAGAUUACCAAAAUUGAAGAGAAGCGUUGGUGGGGAAGUUGUGUCUAGAUUGCAAGAGUGGCAGGCGGCUGGAAAGAAGGCACGCGCCAACGCCAACGCCAACAAUACACAGCUUGGACGCUCACAGAUCAAUGACAAGGCCACGACGGAAACUGAUGGCUCUCCUCAAGCAAGGUCGAUCGUUAUCGGACUCAGCGUCCCGGAACACGAAGCUGACGCUCGCCGGGCCACAAAUGGUGGAGACAGUGCGGUCUCAGGGCCUACCCCGGACACACCUGCGAUCGUGGUGACUCCUGCCGACGAGACCGAGUUUGGGAGACCUCGAUUCUUGGGCGAACCUAGGCCUCCCUCUAGCAUCUAUUCCGCUGUUCCUCGAAACGAACCCCCGCCGUUGACUUAUGACACCCCUCCAGUGCCAAAGAUCCCUCGAGCCCAUGCGAACCAGAACGGUACAGAGCCGGUGACCGCAGGCGCGGUUGUGGUCAGGACCAUGUCAGAUGGUCGUCCGCACUAUGCUCGAGGACCUAAAGUUGACGACGAGAAGGGCCUAGAUUUUGCGGACGGCGCGCCGCGGAACUCAUGUGAAAGCCAAAUGCCCAUCCUGCCCUCAGGCCCCGACCAUGAGCGUCCCCGAUCACAGGGAUGGUGGAACCUGAUGCUCUCGCCUAUGCUAUCGAGAAAAGGCACGGUCGUGGAAAAGGGCGGUGCCAGGGCCGUGGAGACCCCUCCACUACCAUCAGGCCCGGCGGCGGUAACAACACCCCACACGAUUUUCAAUGCACCUGUCUCUCCAGAGUCCCCCGAGACGCCACGUCGUCUAGGGUUGGCCAGUGCCAGAGCCAGUGUCUGGUCUCGAUGGACCUCGUGGGAAAGAGAACGGGAAAGGGCUGGAAGCAAACAGACAAACAAGCAGGCUCAACCUUCUGACACCAUCAAACAGCAGGAGACGUCCCAUAAUUUCAAGGAUACUCCCUCCAAACCCGCUACAUAUCCCUCUAGUGAUGGUCUUGCAGCGGAAUACUACCACGCAUGUGCGGUCGAGCAGCUGAGCGGUGUCCAAUACUUCGAGUGUCAGAACCAUUCGUGUACAGAAGGGUUGCCCCGAUUGCAGUCCGUUUUCGAUCCCAAUUCUUCGCCGGGUGUGUCGACCGCUGCAAACGAAGCCGGCCGUUCUGUUGGUGACGCUGCUGGGGACGGCAAUGUGCCUCUGUCCCCAAAGGCGAGAGUGCAGAGUGAGGUGACCAUCCGGACUGAACCAGCAGAACUCUCGCCGAAUGUUCGACAGGCCGACACAGCAGCAGUGAUGAAGGCAAGAUCGAUCGAGACACCAGACAUGCCAGGUAAUGCACCGGGCGACCCGAGCCCCAAAGCCUCGCCAACUCACGUGGAGGCUGCAAACUUGCAGAGCGCGCAGCCCACCCCUGAUCCAGAGCCUCGCCAUGUCCUGAUGCAAUAUCCAAAUAUUGCGACGGUUGUGCCUCCGCACGUCAAUCAGCCACCGGUCAUGUCACCUGGUCCUGUCUCGCCAGCAAUGCAGCGAACCAUGGCGUCCCAGGGCGCCGUGCCCAUGACAGAAAUGCAACAGAAUUCAGGCCACGCUCCUUUUUUGGAUCAUGGGCACACGUCAACGCAGCCGGCGACCCCCGGUCAAAUACCACCUCCGUUGAUCACCAUACAUCAGCUCACGACCCAUGCGGACAGGCCUCCAUAUGAACCAUCUCCCAGAGUCACAGAAGCUAGAGUGGAGCAUACAGAUAGUCGUCCUGGCUCGGUGCGACAGCUGAGUCGGCCCGCGCCACAGAGAGACGUGGCGUCAAAAGCAACUGGCCAAGACAGCAGCAAGAAAUCAAGUAUCCUUUCGAUGCUAAAAUGCUUGGGCAAGAGGAAACUGCCAGUAGAAGGAGACAACGCGACGGCGAAGAAGUGGCCGUGGACGCUGAUCAUCUCCAUUCCGUUGUUUUUGAUCGUCCUGACCUGCCUUCUACUUGCCAUCUUUCUCACCCGCACCGGGACCGAUACGCCGGUGCAGAGUCAGUGGCUGAAUCUGACCGGCUACCCGCCUAUCCCGACCGGCAUCUCUACCAUCGCCCGACCAGAUGCUGUCAGGCAACAGUCCCAGUGCGUGGCACCGACCACACUCUGGAGCUGUGCUUUGCCAAAGGAGAGCCAGGCCGACAUUGCACCGAACAAUGCUGAUCAGCCAAACUUCCGCUUCGAGAUCACCUUUCGAAACGGGACUGUCCCAACGAACAUGACCAUACCCGUGGGCAGUGUGUCGCGGAGGUCAUCCGGGGUCGAGAGGCGUGCCAGUGACCCCUUUACGAACGAUCUCUUCGAGCCCAAUCCGACCCCACCGAGCCGGGCAGAUCAAAUCUUCAUGGGCAACACGACCGAUAAUACCACCCAGCCGUUUGAAGGGGAACAAACCCCGUUCUUCAUCACCUUCAUUCCGGUCUUCCCGAUCGAUCCAUCCAACACCACGAGCUCCAGUUCCAAGAGUUCACGGCUUCGAACCAGACAAGCCACGAACUCGUCCGACUCGAUCCCUGCCCCAGACGUCCUCGACGAUGGCAGUGCGGCGCCGGCCAAUCUAUUGCCCACUUCGCCGUACCCCACCUCGCAGCCUAUCAAGCUCUACAACCGUGGUCAGACGGACGAGCAUUAUGGAUUCUACAUGUACUACGACAAAGCCAUCUUCCUCAAGUCGACGGCACCCCUCAAUACGUCGGAGUUCUCGAACAACGCCGGGAUCGAUCCUGCGGAUGAGAAUGGGGGGGCGACCCGAGAGCAGUCCCGGCUGCGGUGCACCUUGAGUCAAACACGGUUUCUGGUCAAGGUGUGGACCAACGCUGCAUUUGGGGCGACGCUCCUCAGUCCGACCAGCGAGAACAACGGGACGAAUGGGAACGGCACUGUCAGCUCGGCGACCGACUUCAACCGUCCUGGAUCGUUCCCAUACCCGACAACACUGAGCCUGGACCGACAUGGUGGGAACAUCAACAAGAAAGCGGUUUAUUGCUACGGGGUGGACGACCUGCAAGUGAUCCAGACCGACGUCAAGAGCAUUGUCCCCGAGGCCAGGGGGGUUGGAGGGACGCUGAUCAACCCGGCGCCGCCGUUGGUGAAUGGCUCGAUCGAUGCAGGCAACGAUAGCUUUGACCAGGAUGCCGGAGGGAUUGAUGGGGGGACGGGGGGAUGCGAAUGUGUUUGGCAGAACUGGAAUUAA
Molecule: messenger RNA, 3816 nt
Organism: Capronia epimyces CBS 606.96
Lineage: Eukaryota; Fungi; Ascomycota; Eurotiomycetes; Chaetothyriales; Herpotrichiellaceae
Exons: 1
Coding region: 1-3816 (1271 amino acids)
Source: RefSeq, a predicted model, not a curated record